Pollicipes pollicipes is the source of this 1765-nucleotide messenger RNA. RefSeq lists its product as uncharacterized. Lineage: Eukaryota; Metazoa; Arthropoda; Thecostraca; Pollicipedomorpha; Pollicipedidae. The transcript has 3 exons. The record is from RefSeq and is a predicted model, not a curated record. Bases 704 to 1765 code for a protein of 353 amino acids.
GCUGUCGAACAGUGUCAGGCGGCGGCCACGGCAGGCCUGCAGUCGAGUCGAGGCUCGCCGACCGACGGGCUGUCUCCUCCUCGCCUCAUCUUGCCGUCAUGCUCACCGCCUACGCCACGCUCCUGGCCUGUGUGGCCGCCGUCGGCGCAGCUCCGGCCCCGCUGUCGCUACCGCCACCGCUGGUGGCGCCUACUCUGCCGCCCUGCAAUCUCUCGGUGACGGCCGCGGUGACGCAGAACGGCAAGACAGCGGGCAAGGCCUCGGCCUCGACCUCAGGCAGUGCCAGCGGCUCAUCUAGCUCCGGGUGCUCGCUCCAGUUGCCCACCGGCGGCACCAGCACCCAGGGCGCCGUCAACGCCGGGGUCAAGAGCUCAAGUGCCUCCAGUGGCGACGGCGCGCACGCGUCCAACAUCACCUCGUCCUCGCAGGUGAUCAACACUCCAACUGGUCAGACCUCCAAAACCAGCACCUCGGGCGCGGGCGCGACCUCAGGCUCGGCCGGCACCUCUGGCCAGGCCGGGGCGAACGCAGCCGGCACAUUUAAAACCGACCUCCGCCUGCCGGAAUUUCCCGGCUUCCCCAGCAGCAAGAAGGAAGGCGCUACCAGGAGCCACUCGAACAUCCACGUCUCGGGCAGCAAUUCCAGCUUGUUCGAGAUCAACCAGAGCGCCAACAACACACUCGUCCUGCCGCCACCGCUUUGAUGGAGGAUCUCUCACCUCCGGCUCACUGGAGCGAGAAUCUCUCGCCUCCAGCUCACUGGAGCGAGAAUCUCUCACCUCCGGCUCACUGGAUCGAGAACCUCUCACCUCCGGCUCAUUGGAUCGAGAAUCUCCCACCUCCGACUCAUCAAAUUGAGGAUCUCUUACCUCCGGCUCACUGGAUCGACCGGUCUCGUGCUUUUCAUGGGCCACCGGCACGCCGGUGCCCUGCUCUUCCCAAUGCGCCGAUGUCUUGCUCUUCCCAAUGGUCAACGCUGCGCCGGCGUCUUGCUCUUCCCAAUGGUCACCGCUGCGCCGGUGUCUUGCUCUUCCCAAUGGUCAACGCCGCGCUCGUUUACGCUCGAAAUUCUGGGACCGCUGGAAAAUGGCGACAGGGAUCGCCUUUUCAUUCGGCUUUUAUGCUCCUGGAAGUUUGCGCAGGUCUCAGGCUUGUGAAUUCAGCACUCUGUUGCGUCCAUACCGUUGCUGUCACUGCACUGUCACACACCGUACCGUCACCGUUACCGUGUGCUGUCGCCGACCAGACCGUUUUAACGUCGCCAUUCGUACAUACGUUUCCAUAUCCAGUUGUCUGCGGCUCUGUCUGCAUCUUCUUCCCCGUCCAAGAGUUUUCGUGCACGAUUUCGCAUAUCCUUUCCCAUUCACAAAUGGAGACCUUGAUCGGCUCCCUGUUUCGUCCUGCAUUCGCUAUUCCGGACAGCACUUAUCUGUGUACUUGCUAUAACGCUGACAUGUGCACUUCCUCAGGCUUUUUUCGUUUCACAAUGAACCAUUUCGGCAUUGCGUUCCGGGCAAACCAUUUUGUUUCCGGGCGCUUCGGCCCUGGCGUUGCACAUGUCGGAGGCUGUCGCGUGUUAAAAUAUACGCACCAGUUGGAGCCAGUGUUCGUUUUCUUUUUCGUGUUCAGUGCACGGCGCUUUUGUUUAAUACUGUAUGAAUUUCAAGAUAUAAAGGCGUUGCUCGGAAGGGGUGGAAUCCAUUUCCCGAUGGCGCAUUAUGUGGAAUCUAUGGCUCAUACGCGAAUGCGACGGAAGCUCGCGUAA